Molecule: messenger RNA, 2477 nt
Organism: Paramacrobiotus metropolitanus
Lineage: Eukaryota; Metazoa; Tardigrada; Eutardigrada; Parachela; Macrobiotidae
Product: septin-7-like
Exons: 2
Coding region: 397-2124 (575 amino acids)
Biological process (GO): cytoskeleton-dependent cytokinesis
Cellular component (GO): septin complex; microtubule cytoskeleton; septin ring
Molecular function (GO): GTP binding; GTPase activity; molecular adaptor activity
Source: RefSeq, a predicted model, not a curated record
ACUCGCUUACCACGCACUGUCAAAGAUAUGGCGUGAUUUGUUUUGCCAUUCUACGAGUAUCACCGUUGCGGCACAGGGGUUUCGUUUGAAAAUCUAUGCCGAUCGUCGGCGGUUGUAGUUUCCAUUUGUUUCAGUUGUCAGCAUCUUUAUAGUUUGUACUACGAGAACAAUAAAUGCCUUGAGGCAGAGUCUGCCACUGCUUACCUUACCCAUCUUUCGAUUACUGAGAUUUUCUGAAGUUCUUGAUCUUAUCUCGGCUGUGCGGAGCGAGAACGAUGUGUAGAACGUUGUAACCAGCCUGCACUGCUUUUUCGAUACUUACCUGCUCCAUAUGCGAUACAUUAUUGAUCCGAUCAACAAUAUAUCCUAUUCUUAUUGAGAGCCCUUGAUAUCACAAUGCCUGUUCCUAAUGUGCCUAGUUACCGUAGCAGGACAUACCAGACACCAUCCUCACUAAAUGGCUCCUCACUUAGCUCAUCCAACAGUUCAUCCCCAUCCGCACCGUUUGUUAACUUUCGUAGUUUCAGUCACGCGGGAUCCCCGGCACCUGUCAGCAGUCCCAGCCAGUACUCGACAAUUGUCCAUUCCACGAUGGUAGCGCCCGUUAGUCUGCCCGCCAGUGUGGCCAGCAGCAGCAGCAGUCAUAGUAGUGCCAGCAGCAGUUUGCAUCCUGUGGUCGUCGCGCAUCCCGGAUUGUCAGCGGUCCCGGGGAAGUAUAACGGCUACGCUGAUCUGCCCAAUCAAGUCAGCCGUCGGAGUGUGCGCAAGGGAUUUGCGCUCAACGUUAUUGUCGUGGGAGAAACUGGCACGGGCAAGUCGACAUUCAUCAAUUCGCUCUUCUCCGCUGACAUCUACGAUGGCAAAGAAUCUCCGGGAAUCUCAUACCGUAUUGGAAAAACGAUCCAGGUGGAAAAGACUAGAGUGUCGUUAGUGGAAAAGGGCGUUAAAGUUCGUUUGACCAUCGUGGAUGUGCCGGGAUUUGGCCAUUUUGUGGAUAACACUAACGCAUGGGAUUCGGUUGUGUCAUACAUUGACCGUCGCUAUCACGAGUAUCUGGAGCGGGAAAUGUCAGUUAAACGCAAUCUGGACGAACAUCUGGAUGAUCGAGUGCAUUGUUGUCUGUAUUUCAUCGCACCGAACGGCCACGGAAUGCGUCCGCUGGAUAUUCUGGCCAUGAAAGCAUUGGGGACAAAAGUCAAUGUCAUUCCCGUCAUCGGUCGUGCUGACACGUUAACUGUGGACGAGCGGAAAGAGUUCAAAGAGAAAAUCCGACGUGAAUUAAAAGAGCACGACAUCAAACUGUACGAUUUUCCGGAAAACAGUGAUGGGGAAGGCGAUGACGAGGACGAUGGGAAACUGAACGGGAAAAAAGAGAAUUUUCGCUCGAUGUUGCCCUUCGCCGUCAUUGGUAGUAACACCUAUGUGGACACAAAAGAUGGACGUAAGGUGCGUGGUCGGAAAUAUCCGUGGGGCACCGUGGAGAUCGACAAUCCAGAGCACAGUGAUUUCACACUCUUGCGAAAACUGUUGCUACGAAUUUACUUAAGCGAUCUGAUGGACGUGACGAAUGAUGUCCAUUACGAGAACUAUCGGUGUGAAUACUUUAACCGCGCGAAUUCGUCGAAUGGUGACAGUGUCCUGGGGCCCAGUCGAGGAACAUCGGUGGAUGGGGGUAUGUCGACACCUCUGCGCAGUUCCAUCGGAAAAGGUUCUCAUCGCAGUCCACUGACGCAGCUCGAACUGGAGCAGAAGGAGAACGAUGCCAAGAUUAUGAAAAUGAAGAGCGAUAUGCAGGCGAUCUUUGAUCAGAAAGUGAAGGAGAAGGAACUGAAGCUUGCCGAUUCGGAGAAGGACUUGGAGAAAAAAUUCCAGAACUGGGAACGCGAUGUCGAUGCGCAGCGGAAGCGUUUGGAGCAGGACAAAACGGAUUAUGAACUGCAGAAGAAACAGUUCGGUGACGCCUACCCACAACUGUAUCCGAUUCUGCAGGAUGCGCUGAUGCAGGCGGCGGCCAGUGACACUGCCAGUUCGGGAGGGAGUCCGGGAGGAAAUGCUCCGGCCAGCACGAUUCUGAAAAAGCCGGCGAAAACCAAGAAGAGUUUCCUCGAUAAAGGCUUUUUGUAGUAAGGAGCAACGAACCGAGCGGGAUUUGGAAAUUUGUGACUAUGAAAUUUCUACAGGAUUCCUUUUUUUUGUUUAAUUUUUACAUGUAUGUGAAUUAUUAUUUUUUCGUUCUUCAUUUUUGUUGCUCAUAGGUAGACACUAGGAAAUAUAGUGUAGCAAUAACAGUGCAUGGUAUAUUAUAUUAGCAUAUUUUUUUCUCUCUAGCACUUUGGCCAACAAUCUGACCAAACUUAACAGAAUCUAUUAUGGAACAAACACAAGAACGCUUUCGCCGGCUGGUUUUUGCAGUUUCUAUUAUGCAGAAGACUAAUUUUUACGGAUGGAAUCUCUUUGCUACCGAAAUAACAAUCGUA